This is a messenger RNA of Sphaerodactylus townsendi, 2829 nucleotides long. RefSeq names its product TRAF3 interacting protein 3 (gene TRAF3IP3). The record is from RefSeq and is a predicted model, not a curated record. The transcript has 14 exons. Lineage: Eukaryota; Metazoa; Chordata; Lepidosauria; Squamata; Sphaerodactylidae. The coding region runs from base 319 to 1722 and encodes 467 amino acids.
UGUCAUAGCAUAGCAAGAGGGGUGUGAGAAAGAAGAGAGGAACCAGGACAAAGUGUUGUGGCAUACAGCACUUCCUGUUUAAAGAGGGAGAGAGAGAGAGCAGCAAACUGAAGUCCUCUGAAUGAAGAUGUCAGCUACAGCAUGUUAGUACUUGAUAAGUGAGCCGGCAUCUUCUCAUUUGUGCCUCGGUAACAACAGAACCCAGUCUUGUCUGAUCCUUGAUGAACUCCCUUCAGGUCUGCUACACAAAAGCAAAGGAAAGUUUCUAUCCAGUAUAUUUGGAAGGCAUUAUGCACUUGUGUGGCUUGUACAGUCAGUAUGACAACUGAAUCUUGUGAAUACUAUUUCCGCCAUGUUCCCGUACGUGAAAGUUAUGAAGUCAAAUAUGAGCGCAGACAAGAGAAGCAUGAAAACUUGCGCAGAAGGAACAACAUAACCAUGUGCCGCCUGGUGGCUAAACGCAAGAGCAGAAAUCCCAAGGAAACACUCCAAAGCCCACGACAAAAAGAGUUCUUCAGGAGAAGAAAUUUAAUAGCGGAAGAGCAAGGAAAGAAACAAGUGAGGUCACCUCCUGCCACAGAAGCAUCUCUAGUUCUUGAGAACAAAAUGGAAGAUUUUGCAGAGGUAUCAACUGGAAUGUUUCAGAGAUCAUCUCCUACAAUUCAGGUAUCUUCCCACCUUUCUCUCAGCAAGUCUGUGGAGCAGAGUUCCAGUGAUGUGUUUGUACAUGGCAAGUUCAAUUCCUGGGAGGUCUCUUCAGAACACAAGGCCACUGUGAAGGUUUCUAUAAGCUGCAAAGGUACACAAACCAUAAAUGAGUCCAAAGUACUGAAGAAAAAUUCAGGCCAACAGACAGACUGUGGAAUAACAGUUUUAGAUAAGGAAAUAAUUCAACUUUCUAACUACCUCAAGGAGGCCCUGCAUCGAGAGCUACUGCUGAAGAAGAAGUUGAUGAUCUUACAGGAACUUCUAGCCAUGUUGCUACAGGCAGCAGAAAAAUCUUGGAAGGGUCAGAUAAAUGAAGAUGAACUCAAGAGCAGAGUGAGUGUGUUGGAGAAUCAGCUGCAGACUUCUACCCAGAGUUACUCAAAAAUGAGUUUGAAUAAAAUUCUGGUGGAGAUGGAGGCCCAAAAGCAGAACUAUGAGCAAAAAGCAAAAACAUCUCUUCAGAAAUUACUUGAGGAGAAACUGCAAGCAGAAAGGAAACUCCAGAAUGCCCAGAGAGCAUUAGCAGUUGCAGAGGAAGACUCCACCCUCUGGAAAGAACACUACAACACAUUAAAAAAAGAUUGGAGCCAGCUGAUUGACAAGUACAUUGAACUAGAAAACAAGCUCCAUGUCCUGGAGAACAAACUGCAGUGGUCAGACACUCAGAACUCUCAGCUGCACCAGGCCCUGCAGAACUUGGAGAGUGAACGUGUUACUCUCUGUUCUAAGACUGAAGCCUUACAAGAAGACAGCAGGCUCACAAUGGAGCAUGUUCCUGCAGUGGAAGGCAGGCUGAAAAUUGAAGAAAGACAGAAGCUAGCACUGGAGGAAGCAACUAAAUGUUUGCACAUAGACCAGGCUAUAUCCAUGAACAGUCAAGUCCCCAGCCCUGCCAGAGUCAGACUGAGUGACUUGUCAAAGGACCACAAGAGGGCGAAAGAGAACAGUCUGCAAGACCAGCUGCAAGAGAGGACGACCCAGUUUACAGUUAAGGAAGAAGAGGACCGCCUUUGAACCCCAGCUGUUGCCACAUCAAAGAAACUACAUGUUUUCAAGUGUGUUCUCUGCUCAGAUGUUUCUGAGACCUCUGCACCCAAGAUUUCAGCAGAGCCUUCUUACAAAACAUGUUUAAGAACACAAACUACAUGCCAAGAGAGCUCAGUGACUGCAAACUGUGUUAGGAUUUCAGCAUGAUGAACCAAGGUUCCAAUUAAAUGUGACAAUGACAUAUCCUAGAGCUUAAACUCAGAUAUGCCCCAGUCACAUAGCUGGUCUAAUUUUAACAUCCAAGGGAGCACACACAUGAUGAGAAACGCCUUUUCUCUCUACACAUUGCUUUCAUUCCCACAGUCCCUCUCCACAAAUGCUUGUCAAAUGUACUUCUAAUAUCAACUGAGAUAUAGGAUUGCCAAUCUGCAGGUGAGGCCAGAGUUCUCCCAGAAUUGCAGCUGUUCUCCAGACUUCCGAGAUCAACUCCUCUAGAGGACUCUGCAGCUUUGGAGAACUCUAUGGAACCACAUUACCCCCAUUCUCCCUUCCUUCCCCAAGCUCUGCCCUCCCGAACUCUCCCAAGAAUUUCUCAGGCUGGAGAAGGCAUCCCUACUGAGGAGAAACAUGACAUGGAGGGCAGAUUAUAAGACUGAACAGUGGACUGAGAGAGGGCUUAUCACUCAUUUCCUGCCUGUUUGUUCUUAUAGUCACUUCUAGCUUGUCCCUAAAGAUAUUAUAGAUACUUUGUCUAUUGGUACAGGGUUUGAGUUUUGAACCAGGUGUAUACCUGUAUUUCCAGGAAGUGGUGCAUAAAACCUUAUGACUUUUAAGAAAUUCAAGAAUCUUUUAAUAAUAUGUCUAUCCAUUCCUAGCUGUAGAAUGUUUUGCAUUAAUAUAAAUCUCCAACUCUGUACACUUAAAUGGAAAACAACACAAUAUUUUAUGUUUGUGACCAAUGGGAAAGAGGGUUAGAAAAAAGGAAUUCUCUGAUCUCCUUCACAGAAACAGGAUAAAUGAUGUUCCAAGUACCUAUGUACUUUGCCAGUUAGUAACUAUCUCCCUCCCAUUCAACCUUCCCCGCAAAAACAAUGCAUUUUUCAAACAAAAGAAAAAACACACCAAUUUGUUUUG